Aspergillus glaucus CBS 516.65 is the source of this 1404-nucleotide messenger RNA. RefSeq lists its product as uncharacterized. The transcript has 2 exons. Gene Ontology annotation, molecular function: protein binding. The record is from RefSeq and is a predicted model, not a curated record. The coding region runs from base 1 to 1404 and encodes 467 amino acids. NCBI's taxonomy places the organism in Eukaryota, Fungi, Ascomycota, Eurotiomycetes, Eurotiales, Aspergillaceae.
AUGGCUACAGCAUCUCAAUCAGCCUCUUUGGCUAGUACCAUAGUCGCCCGCUUCCUGCGGUCGAACAACUACGCAGACACCCUCAACACCUUCAUCCGCGAGGCGGGAUUAUCAACAGACGUGGGGCAGCCCGACAGCGCAAACGACUGGACCAUCGAGAGCGUACUCGAAGAGAAGAAAACAUUUGAAAAAAGCGUCAAUUUCGAACGAUAUAACGAGGAUGAGAAGAAGGACGUAUGGACACCAUCGAAACCAACAAUUAUCCAAACACCAACAUUGUCAAACCUCCUAGCUACAUCCGUUGAGCCAUGGCAGUCACAAAACGACAAGCCAUCAUCCUGUCUAGUGGCAACAGGCGCAGACAAACAGCUCCAUCUCUUCAAAACAGCAGAGGACAAUGAACCUGUCAAGUCCUUCGCUGGCCACUCCGACUCCCCGAUUCUGUCUUAUGUAUCUGUCCGCAAUGGCAGAUAUGUUUUCAUGACCAAUAUGUCCGGCCAGCUUAUCUUGCAGCGCGGGGAAGAGGUUCUGGGGACGAGGAAGGAUCAUGGAAAAUAUGGUGUUAAGGUUGUUGCGCAUGAGGAUCCUUCGGGGAGGGUGUUGGUUGCUACUGCGGGUUGGGACUCGAAGAUUUGCGUUUAUGAGUUUGAUCUCCAAGUCGAGAACGAAGGGGCAGACGUGAUGCUGCGCGGGCCAGUUGCGUACAUCAACCUGGAUACUAACCCCGAGACUAUGCUGUUCGUUAAGCAUGUUGAUUUGGGGCAUACGAUGCUACUCGUUUCGAGACGAGAUUCGACGCAUCUUUAUUACUACCAGGUUGAUUCCACGGGGCAGAAUACACCAUACGAAUGCAGAUUACUCGGAAAACAGAACCUGGCUCCUCAAUCCAACGCCUGGAUCACUUUCUCCCCAUCCAGUCUAGCCCUGCAUCCACACGACCCCGGCCUUCUCGCAGUCGCAACAUCAUCUCUCCCACACAUGAAAGUGAUCAUCGUGCGCCUCCUCUUUCCAUCAGCAGAAACCUUCAACCCGGAAAGCGAACCCCAACCACCCACAGAACCUAUAACCCAAGCCACGCAAGCGUUCGAGGCCCUGGCACUCCAGAACCGCGAAGACGCGGCUAUCCUGAUCCAGGCGAAUACCUUCGCGCCGCAGACGGCCUAUUCGACGCCGCAGGUUGCGUGGAGGCCGGAUGGGUCUGGGGUUUGGGUUAAUGGGGAUGAUGGGGUGGUGAGGGGGGUUGAGGCGCGGACGGGGAAGGUUGUGGGUAUGUUGAAGAUGGGGCAUGAUGUUGGGUGUAAGGUGAGGACUAUUUGGGCGGGAUGGGUUGAGGUUGAGGGUAUUAAAGAGGAGUGGGUUGUUAGUGGUGGAUUUGAUAAGAAGCUUAUUGUUUGGAAGGGGUGA